Colletotrichum siamense is the source of this 744-nucleotide messenger RNA. It is a transcript of the gene tpi-1, whose product is annotated as Triosephosphate isomerase. Gene Ontology annotation, biological process: glycerol catabolic process; gluconeogenesis; glycolytic process. The transcript is spliced from 4 exons. The record is from RefSeq and is a predicted model, not a curated record. Bases 1 to 744 code for a protein of 247 amino acids. Gene Ontology annotation, cellular component: cytosol. Lineage: Eukaryota; Fungi; Ascomycota; Sordariomycetes; Glomerellales; Glomerellaceae. Gene Ontology annotation, molecular function: triose-phosphate isomerase activity.
AUGGCUCGCAAGUUCUUCGUCGGCGGCAACUUCAAGAUGAACGGCUCUGUGUCGUCCAUCAAGAAGAUUGUCGAGAACCUGAACGGCGCCACCCUCGACCCCAACACUGAGGUCGUCGUCUCCCCUCCCGCCAUCUACCUCUCGCUCACCCGUGAGCUCCUCCGCAAGGACAUUGAGGUCGCCGCCCAGAACGUCUUCGACAAGCCCGACGGCGCCUUCACUGGCGAGAUCUCCGUUGCCCAGCUGAAGGAUAGCAACAUCAACUGGGCCAUCCUUGGCCACUCUGAGCGCCGUACCAUCCUGAAGGAGUCUGACGAGGUUGUUGCCUCCAAGACCAAGUACGCCACCGAGAACGGCGUUGGUGCCAUCUGGUGCUGUGGUGAGUCCCUCGAGGAGCGCGAGGCUGGCACCACCGUCGACGUCGUCAGCAAGCAGCUUGCUGCCCUCAGCGCCGCCAUCAAGGACUGGUCCAAGGUUGUCGUCGCCUACGAGCCCAUCUGGGCCAUUGGCACCGGCAAGGUUGCCACCACCGAGCAGGCCCAGGAGGUUCACGCCGCCAUCCGCGCUUGGCUCGCCAAGAACGUCAGCGACAAGGUCGCCGAGGAGACCCGCAUCCUGUACGGUGGCAGUGUCAACGAGAAGAACUGCAAGGACCUGGCCAAGGAGAAGGACAUUGACGGUUUCCUGGUUGGCGGUGCCAGCUUGAAGCCUGGCUUCGUCGACAUUGUCAACGCCAAGCAGUAA